Molecule: messenger RNA, 1899 nt
Organism: Monoraphidium neglectum
Lineage: Eukaryota; Viridiplantae; Chlorophyta; Chlorophyceae; Sphaeropleales; Selenastraceae
Exons: 8
Coding region: 1-1899 (632 amino acids)
Molecular function (GO): protein binding
Source: RefSeq, a predicted model, not a curated record
AUGGCGACCGACGCACCCGCCUCGGAGUGCUGGCUGCUCGACGCCGGCCUGCCUGGCGCCGUGUCUCACGUCGCAGCCGGCCGCUUCAGGGGCCAGGGCAGCUUGGACGUGGCCCUCGUGAGCGCGCGGCACGUGCAGCUGCUCGGCGACGCGCCCGGCCACGGCCCGCGCCGCCGCCUCGACCGCGUGUGCGUGCACCAGGUGCACGCGCCCAUCAGGGACGCGAAGACCGUGCCUCAUUCGCAGGCCGACCAGGAUUGGUUGGCGCUGCUGGUGGCGCCGGGCACGCUGCUGCUGCUGCGGUUCCAUCAGGAGUGGGCCAGGCUUGCUGUCGUGCAGCGCGUGUCGCUCUCUGCGGCGUGCGAGCGGCGCGUGGCGGUGCUGCCAUUGGACACUGCCGAUGGCGGCGGCGGCGGCGGUAUGCGGAUUGGGGCCCCGGCGCUGUUCACAGGGGCGGGGAACGCCGCGCCUGUCGCCGGCGCGCGGCCCCUGCCCGUUGCCAGUGGCGGCGGCGGCAACAGCGGCGCGGGCUGCCCAGGGGAGGGCACAGGCGCUGUGGCGGAGGCUGGUGGCGGCCUGGGGUCGAUUUGGGACAUUGCCUUCCUCGACACGCCCGGUGCUGGCGGCGGCGUCGGUGUUGGCGCCGGCGUCGGCGGCAGCUUGGCUCCCAGCCGCAUCGCCCGUGCCGGCGGCUCGCGCGCGCCGAGCCCCGCGCAGCACCUGGUGGUGCUGACUCACCGCAAAGGGGAGCUCUCCAGCGAGCUGCUGUUCCUGCGCUGGGCGCGCGCCGGCGGCGGCGCCGCCGCGGGCGCGCUGCAGCAGCUGCUGAGCGUGGCCGCGCCGCACGGCGGCCGCGGCGCGCUGGUCGGCGUGCCGUGCCGGCUUGCGCCAGUGCCGGGCAGCCCCUCAGGCGGCAUAGCCAAGCUGCUGCUGCUGCUGCUGCUGCUGCUGCUGCUGCUGCUGCUGCUGCUGCUGCUGCUGUUGAUGCUGCUGCUGCUGCUGCUGCUGAUGAUGAUGAUGCUCUUGAUGCUCCUGGAGCAGCACCAGCAGACUCUGCGGCAGUUCGAGGAGCAGGAGCAAGAGCAGCAGCAGCAGCAAGAUCAGCAGCAAGAUCAGGAGCAGGAGCAGGAGCAGGAGCAGGAGCAGGAGCAUCAGCAGCAGGAUCUGGGGCUCAACGGCGCCGCAGAGCGGUGCAGCCGCACGAGCCUGGCGCUGCUCGCGCAGGCCGUCGCGGGCAGCAGUCACGACAUGCUGUUUGCGCCCACGGGGCCCCCGCGCGAGGUCGCCGCGGCGUUGCCGGCGCUGGUGCCGUUGGAGUCCUCUCCGUUCGCUGCGCCUGGUGUCUCGAUCGCGGACGGCUGGGACGCCCCGCCGCCCGGGAGCAUGCUAGCCUGGCGAGCGCAUGCGCGCCCGGAUGUGGAGGGUCGUGAGCGCGAGCAGCAGCCGUCCGCAGCGCCACCAGGAUCCAUGGCCUGGGCGUGGCUCCCGCCGCUGCUGCUUCCUGACGGUCCGAUCUCGGCGGCCGACGCUGCAGCUGACGCGAUCGCUGCCCUCGACCCGCCCUGCGGCAGCCCCAUGCAGCUGGACGGCCCCCCGUCGCCUCCGCCGCCGCAGCAGCAGUUGCCCUCGCGCGGCGUCGAGCGCCGGCUGCUCGUGUGCCGCGUGGCGGGGAACUUGGAGGUGUUCUCGUUUCCCGCGAUCGAGAGCGAGGCGGCCGGCUCGUGCGCUGGCGGCGACGCAGGCGCCGCUGAGCGCGUGCUGGGGUCGCUCGUGGAGGUUCAUCAGUCGCGCGCGGCGCUGGCGGCGGUGGCGGCGCUGCCGCAGGGGCGGCUGCUCGCGGUGCAGCGGAGCGGGGACGCCCUGCUGCUCUCGCAGCCGCCCGUGGACGCCGCCCCCUGA